Molecule: messenger RNA, 640 nt
Organism: Drosophila grimshawi
Lineage: Eukaryota; Metazoa; Arthropoda; Insecta; Diptera; Drosophilidae
Exons: 3
Source: RefSeq, a predicted model, not a curated record
UUAUCGCGUUCAACGGCUUAUCAAGAACGACGUAUUCUUUCAGGAUUUAUACUGCUCGGAAUUCUGCAGCUGUCCAAGCAGUUUUGUUAUAUAGUGAAGCCGUUGAACAUCAGUACCUGGGACACACCGAACUAUAAUUUGCUAUUAAAAAUGUAUCCGCGAAACAAUUCACUGUCAUCGAUCACAUCUGUGCACAAGGAUGUGGCAAUACCGCUGUGGCACAUAGUGCUCGUGCAGCAUCCGAGCAAGCGACGUGGUUCAUCGCGGGCGGAACCAUCGCGGACACUGUACAAUUCGACGGUGAAGACAUGCGAAUUUUGGAAAUAUAUGCGACGCGUCAGUGCCUGGUACAAUAUCUCCAAACUGAUGUUAUCGGGUUACGGCAGCAACAUGAGUCUUGCCUGUCCCCUCAAACGGGGCGUAUAUAUGAUGAACGUAAUCCAAGUGCCACCAGAUACAGCAAUACUAAAGUUUAUGUAUCAACCAAACAACGUGUACACUAUACACGGCACUGUCUACUCUCUUAAUCCAAAGGAUGGCGUCACCAAGCGGGCCAUUUGCUACUAUGAGGUGAAUAUCACCAUCUACAAGAACUGUUGACCAUGCAAUAUAUUUGCCGUGUGCAAUCAAAUUAUUUCGU